Molecule: messenger RNA, 3895 nt
Organism: Pipistrellus kuhlii (Kuhl's pipistrelle)
Lineage: Eukaryota; Metazoa; Chordata; Mammalia; Chiroptera; Vespertilionidae
Gene: ALS2CL
Product: ALS2 C-terminal like
Exons: 28
Coding region: 195-3530 (1111 amino acids)
Source: RefSeq, a predicted model, not a curated record
CCAGAGUCUGGGAGUGGCAGCGCGAGGGAGAGGCAGAGUUGGCAUAUGCCCUCCUUUGCCAGGCAGGAGGCCACCUUCCCAGCUGAGCCUACCUGGUCGGAGGGCUCCUUACUGCAGGGCGGGACGUCCGAAGGCUGGAGCCCACCUGUCCUCAGGAGGAGCCAUCAGCAGGGUGAGCCCGCGCCCGGCACGGCAUGUGCAGCCCCGAGGAGGCGGCCCUGCUGCAGCAGGAGGAGGUCUUCACCGCCACCCUCGCCCGGAUCAGCAGCCUCGUCCUCCAGCCCCUGCUCACGGCCGAGCCCUCGGACGCCCGGGGCAGAGAGGGCCUGCGGCUCCUGCAGCAGCUGCACGGGUGCGCCCAGCGGCUGUGGGAGGUGACGGAGCGGAGCCUGCGCUCGCUGCGGGAGCGGCUGCGCCACCCGGAGGCCGUCAAGCUGGAGUCCCUGCUGCUGCUGCGCGAGGCGGACCGCGUCCUGCAGGUCCACGUGGAGUACAUCGAAUCCUACACAAGCUGUGUGGUGGUGCAGGCCUUUCAGACGGCGGCAAAGCAGAGGAGCAGGGACUACUGGCGGGGCCGGCGGAAGGCCCUGCGGCAGCUGCUGUGGGGCCUGAACCCCGGGGGCUCCAUGGGCACCGCGAUGGUCCAGGCCCUGCGCCAGCCGCUCGCCCACCACGUGCAGAAGUAUGCGCUCCUCCUGCUGAGCCUCGGCGAUGCCCUCGGGGAGGGUCACCCCGCCCGGGAGCUGGUGGUGCAGGCGGCUGCCCUCUUUGGGGACCUCCAGUCCUUCAUGAAGCAGGCGCUGGACCAGGCCGAGGCCACACAGGCCCUGUGGCACAGCCUGAGCGGCCGGCUGCGGGAUGCCCUCUGCACCCCUGCUCGCCGCCUCUUGCAAGACAGCCAGGACGUCCCCGUGACGGUCACGCCACUGCAGGCCGAGCGGGUGCUGCUCUUCGACGACAUCCUCGUCCUCCUGCAGGGUCACAGAGCCCACACCUUCGACCUGAAGCUGGUGUGGGUGGAUCCCGAGCAGGACGGGCGCGCCUUUCACCUCCUCACUCCGGAAGAGGAGCUUUUCUUCGGUUCCAAGCGCCCCCAGGACCUGGUGCUCUGGCGGCACACGGUCACCCAGGCCGUGUGCCGGGCUCUGCGGGGGAAGAAGGACUUCCUAGUGCGGGGGGCCGGCCUGGCGUCCUGCGAGACCCCCGCCUGCCGCUCCGCGGCGCACACCUUCCUGGCAGAGGGCCGGCUCUGCCGGGCCACGUAUGAGGGCGAGUGGUGCCGGGGCCGGCCCCACGGCAGGGGAACCCUGAAGUGGCCUGACGGGAAGAACCACGUGGGCAGCUUCUGCCAGGGCCUGGAGCACGGCUUUGGCAUCUGCCUGGUGCCCCAGGCCGCCGAGGACAAGUUCGACUGCUACAAGUGCCACUGGCGGGACGGCAGCAUGUGCGGCUAUGGCAUCUGUGAGUACAGCUCGGAUGAGGUGUACAAGGGCUACUUCCAGGCGGGCCUGCGGCAUGGCUUUGGGGUCCUGGAGAGCUCCCCGCAGGCCCCUUGUCCCUGCAAGUACACGGGCCACUGGGAGCGGGGCCAGCGCAGCGGCUACGGGAUCCAGGAAGACGGCGGCAGGGGCGAGCGCUACAUUGGCCUGUGGCAGGCAGACCAGCGCCACGGCCCUGGGCUCCUGGUCACCCAGGCAGGCGUCUGCUACCAGGGGACCUUCCAGGCAGACAAGAUGGUGGGCGCAGGGACCCUCCUCUCUGAAGACGACUCCUUGUGUGAGGGCACCUUCACCAGGGACCUGACCCUCCUGGGGAAGGGCAAGGUCACCUUCCCCAACGGCUACACCCUGGAGGGCUCCUUUGGCAGCGUGGCCCGCAGGGGGCUGUACACACAGGGCGUGCUGGACACGGCCGCCCCCCUGCCCGACCCCAGCAGCACCUGCCGGAGGCAGCUGGGCCUGGGCGCCUUCCCUGCAGAGGGCCGCUGGCAGGGCGUCGUCGGCCCCUUCCGGGACUUUGUGCGUGCCGGCUGCCCCGGGGACCUGCAGGAGGCGCUGCUGGGCUUCCACGUGCAGAGCCUGCGGGAACUGCGAGAGUCCCAGGAGUACCUGUGCUGCGAGAGGACCCUGCUGGACGACAGUGUGGGCAGGAUGGAGGACAUCCUGGAGGAGGUGGCACGGCACCGGGAGCCGGAGGCCCUGCAGCAGUGUCUCCGGAAGGCCCUGGGCAGCUCGCUGCACCCCCUGGGGAAGCUGCUGCGGAUGCUGAUGCUGACCUUCCAGGCCACGUACUCGGGCUUCGGGGCCAACAAGCACCUGCAGGCGCUGGCCCAGGAGGAGGUGAAGCAGCACGCCCGGGAGCUCUGGGCCGCCUACAGGGGGCUGCUGCAGGUUGCCUUAGAGCACAAGGGCGAGGCCCCAGCCGAAGAGGAAGAUGCAGAGACAAGGACCCGGCAGGUGCACCGGCUGGUGCUGCCCCUCGUGCUGCCCAGCUUCUACUCGGAGCUCUUCACGCUCUACCUGCUGCUCCACGAGCACGAGGACCAUCUGUACGGCCAGGGCAUCGCCAGCCUGGGCCUCUUCCCGGACACCCAGCUCCUGGAGCUGCUGGACGUGCAGAACGUCCUGUUGCAUUUCUUACAUUUCAGGCACCUGUGGCCCCUCAAGAACCUCAUGCUGAUGCCCCAUCAGAGACACUCCCUGGUGUCAGCCACCGAGUGUCUGCAGAAGAUCGUCACCACCGUGGAUGCCCAGGAGAAGCUGGAGGCGCUGGAGAGGACGUAUGAGGAGAUCGAGGCCACGGUGUCCUGGGUGCUGGGCCAGGAGCACAAGCUGCCCAUGGACGACCUGCUGCCCCUGCUGGUCUACGUGGUGGUGCGUGCCCGAAUCCAGCACCUGGGAGCCGAGAUCCACCUGACCCGGGACAUGAUGGACCCCAGCCACACUGGCGGCCGUCCUGUUACCAGCACAUCCAGAGGGACGGCCGGCUCGCCUCCACGGCCCACCUGCCAGGACUCCAGGGGGCCCUGGUCGCUCUGCCCGCCCUGGGCCAGCCGUAGUGAUGAGCAGGCUGUGUGGACUCCAGGCAGCCAGCAGGGGGCAGCAGGGGCCCUGCAGGUGGUGCUCUCGGAGUUUCUCGCAGGGAGACGCGCGGCAGCCCCGACCGGAUCGGUGAGGGGACCGGUGUGGCCCCAGUGCCACGGUGCCUUCCUCUGCCACCAGACCAGUCUCCAGCGACCUUCACCGGCAGUGGCUCGCAGGCUGGGGGAGGAGCCACUGGCUUCUCCUUGCCUGAGCCUUGCUUUCAAGUCCUUGAGCCUCAGUGUUGCCAUCUGUAAAAUGGACUUGUCUGUAAAGGGCCUUUCAUCUGUCCUGCUGCUGGAGUUCUGGGCUGGACCCGCGAUUCUCAUGUCACCGUCUGUGUCCUCAGUUUCCCCUUUCCCUGGAAGAGCUCCUGGUGACCCCUCCAUCUACCAGCCUUUUCCCAUGAGUGGCUCCUGGGACCUGACUCCUUUCGGACUCCGCCAGUGAAGACGGGAGGGGUGGUUUGUGCAGCUGCCGGGCCCCCUGCGCCCUUCCCUGGACGGAAGCAGGAGGCGGCUCAGGAACCACCGGAGCCUCGGGCUGGGGCACACACAGACACUCAGAUGAUUGGGCGGCGGCGAGAGACUUGGGGCCCCUGUGCUGCCCCCUGCGGAGGAAAGGGGGCGGCUGUCUCUAACUGGGGUCGCCACAUGCGGGUCGGAGGUCGAGGGAGGCUGCCCAGCGUGCUUACCCAGGACUAGGGCACUGACCGGUGUGCCGCCCUCUCCAGCCAGUUCUCCGCCUGGACCAGGGCCAGCGGGCGGGCAAGCCCUGCACCUCCCAGCCCGCCGCCUCCCGCUGCCUCUGCCUCU